Malus domestica (apple) is the source of this 1788-nucleotide messenger RNA. The record is from RefSeq and is a predicted model, not a curated record. NCBI's taxonomy places the organism in Eukaryota, Viridiplantae, Streptophyta, Magnoliopsida, Rosales, Rosaceae.
AUGUCGUCGAGGAGGAGAGAAUCAAGCCGUCGUAGUUCUGGGACCUAUGCUUUCUGGUUCUGGGAUGUCGUCGAAGAGGAGAAUCGAGAAAUGGGUGGUGCUAUCGUGGGGGUCGCGAGAAUCGCGACGACUGUGAUGUUCUGGCCACGAACACUACUUCAUGCUGAUUUAGUGGAGUACCUAUACUACUGGUGUCACAGAGCACUUCACCAUCAUUACCUCUACUCUCGCUACCAUUCUCAUCACCAUUCCUCAAUCGUUACGGAGCCUAUUACUUCUGUGAUUCACCCAUUUGCGGAGCACAUAGUAUAUUCCUUGCUCUUCUCAAUACCAAUGCUGGCAACUGUCUUCAUGGGAACAGUUUCUGUCAUAUCCUUUGCUGGCUAUAUUACUUAUAUUGACUUCAUGAAUAACAUGGGACAUUGCAAUUUUGAGCUCAUCCCAAAUUGCCUCUUCUCGCUCUUUCCUCCUCUCAAGUAUCUUAUGUAUACCCCUUCGUUCCACUCUUUGCACCACACACAAUUCCAAAUCAAUUACUCUCUCUUCAUGCCAUUCUACGACUACAUAUAUGGCACCAUGGACAAAUCUACUGAUUCACUCUAUGAAACUUCACUCAAGAGAGAGGUGGAAUCGCCAGAUGUCCUUCAUCUAACCCAUCUAACAACACCCGAGUCCAUCUAUCAUCUACCGCUAGGAUUUGCUUCCUUGUCCUCUAUGCCAGACACAUCAAAAUGGUACCUGUGGUUGAUGUGGCCUGUGACAUUCUGGUACAUGGUGUUAAUUCGGAUCUGUGGUCGUACAUUUGUGAUUGAGAGGCAGCGCUUUAACAAGCUCAGAUUACAAACUUGGGUUAUACCCAUAUACACUUUGCAAUACUACUUGCGAUUCCAGAAAGGAGCUAUCAAUAGCUUGAUUGAGGAAGCCAUUGUUCAAGCUGAGAGAAAGGGUGUCAAAUUUAUAAGUCUCGGCCUCUUGAAUCAGGGUGAGGAGCUGAAUAGAUAUGGUGGUCUUUAUGUUGACAGGCAUCCUCAUCUCAAAAUCAAGGUUGUGGAUGGAAGUAGCUUAGCUGUUGCUGUAAUCCUAAACAGCAUUCCAAAACGGACAACCCAAGUUGUUCUUAGAGGCAACCUCACAAAGGUUGCUUAUGCCAUUGCCUAUGCUUUGAGCCAGAAGGGUAUCCAGGUGGCUACAUUACACCAAGAUGAGUAUAUAAAGCUCACUAAAUCGUUGAGUGCCAUUGAAAGUAGUUUGGUUGCAGAAAGUCAUGCACACAAGAAUCCAUUUCCUUCUAACUUCAAGAUGCCCGCAUUCCCAACAUUCACGGGUGAAGACAACAGUGUGUUCUCCAGAGAUCAUAUUUUCAAGUUCUCUAAUUACUGUGUGGCGUAUGAGGACAACCCAAACUACAAGUUAAGGUUGUUUGGGAAUUCGUUGGCAGAACUUGCAUCCCAAUGGUAUUCUUUAUUACCCCCUAACUCUAUUGCCAACUGGGGGCAAAUGGAGAUGGCUUUCCAUGAACAAUUUUACAUAAUAGAACAAGAGAUGACUAUUAAUGAUCUGGUUGAAGUUAAACAAUACGAGCAUAAGUCCACAGAGGACUUCAUGAUGAGGUUCAGGAAGACGAGGAUGAGGUGUCAAUUCCCUGUUAACCAAGCUCAGCUCAUAUCAAUUGCUCAAAGGGCGCUAAAAUUACCUUUGAGGAAAAGAUUUUAUGAUACAAAAAUUAAUGAGCUACAUGAGUUAGUCAUUGCUGCCACAAGAUAUGAGAAGCUAUUGCUAGAAGAAUAA